Molecule: messenger RNA, 1620 nt
Organism: Helobdella robusta
Lineage: Eukaryota; Metazoa; Annelida; Clitellata; Rhynchobdellida; Glossiphoniidae
Exons: 4
Coding region: 1-1620 (539 amino acids)
Source: RefSeq, a predicted model, not a curated record
AUGGCAUGUGGCAGGCGGGUCAGCAGCAUUAAAACUAAUAACAUCUGGCCAGCAGAUGCAGAAUGCACCAAAGUGUCCGCCGGAGAAAUAACAUCAAGUAUGAUCUCUGUUCAUCGAUGCAACAACAUCAUCAUCAACGUCAACAACAACAACAUCAACGUCAACAACAACAACAUCAACAACAACAAAAUAAACAUCAUCAACAACACCAUAUACAGCACCAAUAAUCCCCACAACCACAACAACUCCAUCUACAACAAUUCCAUCCACAACAACAAUACCCUCAACUACAACAUCCACAACAUCUACAAAGACACCGAGCACAUCACCAUCAUAUCGAAGAACAUGACAACCGAAUUCACACACAACAAAUUUUUUAUAAUCAAGAACAACCAGAAACCCAACAACAAAAACAACAACAACAACAUCAGCAGCAGCAGCAACAACAACUGCACAGACAAUGUACACAUAAAAUUGAGCAGCAACGCUGUGAUGCAGUAUAUAAUUAAAAAAAUGAAGAUGAACGCAAUAAGGAAGAUCUUUUCAGAGAAACCGGAAGCAAAUGAGGCAUCUUCUUUGGCCUUACACACUCCUUCCUUCGCGUUUUCAAUUGAACCUUUCUGUCAGGAUCAACAUUACCAAGUGAAUCAAGCUGGGUUGCAACAGCAACUGCAACCGCAACAUCUGCAACUACAACAACAACUGCAGCCACAGCUCUUUUGUUGUCGUCAUCAAUUUGUACAACUACAAAAAGAACAUCAGCAACAUUGUCUACAACAUCAACAACAACCUAUUGAGAACUUUUAUAACGGGCAAUGUAUUUUGCAUCGAUGUUUGAAACAAGAAUCUCAACACCAACCGUCGCGAGUCCGUUUUGAGCAACCACUUCAACAGCAACAAAACUUGCAAGAAAUUAGUUUCCAUGAGCCGCAAGUUCAACAAAGAUCUGAAGAAAAAUUAAACGUAAAAGAAAUUCCCGACGAUGUUUCUGUUUGUAAACAUUGCAACAAAAUUCAAAACCAUUCGUUGACCUGCACACAACACCAUCAAGAAAUAAAUCAACAAAAGCCCCAUUUAACACCUAGAGACGAUGUUCAACAUCAUCAAAAACAAAAAGAUGCCAAAAAUCUGCAACAACACAAACAAAUUUGUUUUAAACAACAACAACUGCAACAACAUAGGCAACAACCACAACAACGGCUAUUUAACACUAGCUCGCAUCUACAAAUGCAACUGGACCUUUUACAACAGCAACAACAACAUCAGCAACCUCAACUAAAACAACAACAAAACAUCUACAACCAUUUUUGCCAUGACUGCUUUCUUAUCAAACAGCAGCAACUACAACACAUGGAGCACGUCAGUACACAUGCAGUGAACAACGGGGACAUUGACUUCACGGAUUUCAAAGACAUCCGAAAAAAUGAUUUCGACAACGACGAUAAUGACGUCGCUAAAGAUAAUGACGUCACUCAAGAUAAUGACGUCGCUAAAGAUAAUGACGUCACUCAAGAUAAUGACGUCGCUAAAGAUAAUGACGUCACUCAAGAUAAUGACGAAAAGAGUAGAAGCAGCAGCAGCAACGAUAGCAGCGACAUUUUAUUUCAGCUGCGAUACUAA